Molecule: messenger RNA, 879 nt
Organism: Symbiodinium sp. CCMP2592
Lineage: Eukaryota; Dinophyceae; Suessiales; Symbiodiniaceae
Source: the annotation of a GenBank genome assembly
AUGGACCAGCGCCUCAAAGACGUUGGCCACGACGUCUCGAAGGUCCAGGCGCCUGCUCAGCCGCAUUUGUCGCCGUGCUCGCCUGCCGAGCUCCGCAAGCUGCGAAACAAGCAGCGCGAUGACUAUGCCAUGUCCAGGAUACUCGUCAGAGACAAAGCCCUGGGCAUCAAGCACCUGGCAAACCAAAAGCGCAGUGAGCAUGGCGUUGGUGGUAACCUCUGGGGUGCCGCACUCGUGUUGUGCCGAUUCCUCGCCUCCUCGUCGCGCCCCCCCGGGAGGUACCUAAAUGGUAAGCGCAUCCUGGAGCUUGGCAGCGGAACAGGAGCCGUUGGCCUUGCGGCAGCUUCACUGGGUGCAGAUGUGACACUCACUGACCUCCCACAAGUACUCCCUCUGACGGCUAGCAACAUGGCCGCGAACAGCCUAUGCUCGCCGGGCACUUCCUUGGCUUUGCUUGACUGGAAGGUGGUCGCGAACUGGCCAAAGGACGCCCUUCCCAACUACGACUUGAUUUUGUGCUCAGAUGUCCUUUACUGGUCUGAUGUGGUCCCAGAUCUCGCUGCAGUUCUUGGGCGCUUGCUCCAGAAUGGAAAGACGACCCUCCUUUGGUGUUGGGUCCGAAGACACGAGCAUGUGGCUCGUGAGCUCUGGAGGGCACUUGCUGCUCAGGGCAUCGUCGUGGGCCGUUUGCCUUUGGAGAGUGGCCUCCUGCAGUCCGAGGACUUUUGCCAUGUGAGCCGCCACGUCGAGGCAUUUGUGGGCUGUGCUCGCGGGGGUCAGCUCGACCAGGAUGUCGCCAAAGAUGCGAUGUGCAACUUCGUCGUUGAUGCAGACGGGUGUGUGAAGGGAGUGUAUUCACAUGCUUGUCCAAGCAGAUGA